AUCAGAAUUUUAUUCAGUUUCAAUUGUUUAGCGAGUGCGGAUCGGCGACGAGUGCGAACGGCGAACGGCGACGCAGCGAAAACAAACCAAACGAAACGGCCUAAAAGUGAAUUAAACUAAAAUAACAAAAAACUAACUAAAAAAAAAGCGCCACAACCAAUAGAAAAGCUAAAACAAGAAACUAAAAAAAAGAACCAAAAAAAAACUUAAUUGAAAUUAGGUGUGUGAAGAGAGAUGCUUUCUUUAUGUCAUUAGCCGAAAUUUUGGAGAUUUUGAGAUUUUAAACAAAGUGUCAAAGCGAAACGGAAACUCCCGUUAUAUUCGCAACAUUUCCCAGCUUAAUUUCCCUCGCCAAGCGGAAAGCCUCUUGCCCCAAAUCGUGUUCCAAAAGAAAGAAAGUCGAAUGGCGCAAAAUAGCAACGAUUUUUCCUCCAGAAACGAAGAAGUUUUUAUAGAAGUAUUCUUUCCCCUGUCAGCUUUUAAUUAACCACUAAAGUUUUUUCCCAAGUUUUUUUUGGCAACAAACAACAAAAAAAACUAUUAAAAUUAUAUUAUUAUUGUUUCUGGGGAUUACUAGAUGGCAUUGCGAUGACAAAUGCUGGAUUUACGCAUUGAUGAGCACUUUGUAAUUAGAAUUUUUAAUUAUCGGAGUGACUUCCUAGGAGCGUAGGAGUAGAAAGGUCAUAGGUGGUGCUGGGUGUGCAGUGGUCUCUGACGUCAUCACGUCUGUCUGUAAGAAGGCCCGAAGAGUUUGGCAACGCUUGGUUGGUCAGGUUAUUGACUCCCACACCCCACCCAUCAUAAUUAUGUAGAGACGGUUUCUUCCGCAACCGCAGAAUCUCUUCUCAAGCUCUUCCUCUCUAAUAGUCUGUCUCUGACUCAGUCUUGGCCCGAACGAACCCAUAAAUAAAGCAGAUCUUGGCUCAUUUUUAACGAUCUGCAUAUUUUGGCAACAUAAUUAACGGUGAAAAGAAUGUGAAAAGUAGCGAAUCGUAACGCGAAAGCCAGAAAAUAAAAGAAACAAAAUCCAAGAAGAAACAAAGCAUCAAACACGCGACUGCAAAGAAAGGCGGAAGAAAGAGCAGAAGGUUUCUACGCGCCUCGCCGCGAUCGCCGUCUCUCAGUUCGCAAUCUUCCGUCCAACCCAUCGGUGCCUCGAGCAAUUCUUCUGGCCCAAAAGUCCGUCCCAGUGAAACCGGCGAUAAUGCCCAAGGGAAGUUCCAACAAGCGAGCCAAGUGAGAGCCCGUCCGAAAGAAAGCUCAAACGGAUAUUGGACAUAUCCGAUCAGAUAUAUAUCAUUCCCUUCAAAAAAAAAAUAAAAAGAAAUGAUUGCGAUUAGCGAUAAUAAUUUCGGGCGGCGAUUAAAGUACCUGCUGGUCGCAUUUCACCUGAUCAGUACCUGGGAUUCCACAUCAGCGUUGACGGUCGACAACCAAUUGGUCUCAGCACGCAAUGACUGCUUCGAACGGAUCGCACUGGAGGCGAUGCUGCCAUUUGAGAAGACCUUCCGCACCGAAGACACCAACUCGCUGAAGAUGUGCAAGGAGAAGUGCCUCCAGGCGGGGGAGAAGUGUCAGGCCAUCUCGUUCGGUGUUCAUCGACGCGGAAACGGCACAUGUCAAUUGUCGUCGGAGCAGUACGGCUCGGGGGGCGGCGGACGGCCGGGGGGCGUGAUUUUCGAUCCCGACUUUGAUCUGUACACGCGCAAGACAAACUGCUUCGACUUGAGCGACAAUUCGAUUGGCCCCGGACCUCUGCCCAUCCCGGGUCCCAGCCCCAUCUCACCUGGUCCGACGCCGGUGGAUCUUCCGAAUCGACCCCUGGACGUGGGCAAUACGCCAGUGUUGGUGGUGAACCCAACGCCCCACACGGACGGACCACCGCCGCCGCCCUCCCUCGGGCCACCCACGCCCUCGCUGGGGCCACCGGGAGUGGGCGAUCGCCUCUACUUCUCGCACGAUCUAUAUCCGCUCUACAAGUAUCCCACUCUGUACGAACACAACUAUCCGGCUCCGAACGAGGAGGUCUACAUACCAGGUGGCUAUGCGGCCAAUGUCCCGGAAGUGGACGAACGCUAUCGCCCCCACUAUGGUCCGUCAGAGGAUGAGGGCCCACGGCCCACGCCCCAUGGUCCCCCAAGGCCCAUUUUUGGCCUGGGUUACGGCAAUGGGUAUAGCUACGGAUCUCCGGAGAGAUAUACUCCGCCAACAAUAAGACCACCCAGUGGAUCAUCCGAAGAAAGUUAUGCCAGGCCACCACGACCCACCGCCGAUCGUCCCGACUAUCCGCCAGGCCCACCACGACCCACCGCCGAUCGUCCGGAUUAUCCGCCAGGGCCACCACCACGUCCCUACGAAAGCUCCACGCCAUCCUCCUACGGACCACGCCCAAGUCCCACCUACGAUCCGCAUCGCGAACCACGGCCGGAUUACACAAAUCGUCCGGAUCCACCACCGCAAGCGCCCCACGAUGGGUACGGCAUGAAUGGACCUUCGGCACGCCCUCCACCACCCUACGGAGGCUCCCCGCCUCCACCAAGAGACGAUUACGUCCGCAGGAAUGGAAGUGUCAUGCGGCCCGGAGACGGUUACGGCGCUUAUGAUGAUGACAAAAGCAUAGCCACCUACUUUAAUCCCGAUGAUUUUAUGCAAGGAGGCAACAAACGUCCCAUGCCUGGCGAUAGAGAUCGAGAUCGUCUUGGUUACCCCAUGGACGAGCUAAAAGCUUGCUUCCGGCGAGUCCUGGCCGGAAAGCGAAUAGCACCACACUGGGUGCGUCGCUCCAUUUCCUGUGAACGUGUAGAGGAGUGCAUGCGCGAGUGCGGCCGGGAGAGGCGCUUCAUGUGCGAAGGUUUCAACUACCGGCUGGAUCCUUCCGGUCAUGGGCAGGGUGACUGCGAGCUGGUGGAGAUGCCAUUAGCCCAGAUGGACCUCUACUCCAGCCCGGAUCGUCGGGAUGCCAACUUACUGCGGCAUCCGGAUUAUGACUACUAUGAAAGGGAUCGCAAUGCCCCGUCUAGCUGCCGACGAAAUGCUUGCCAGGAUUGCUCCAAAGGACUAAUAAGCAGUCAGCCAGUGUACUUCAAGCCCAGUGGAGGAGGAGGAGGACCUGGAGGUUAUGGAGACAGGGACAGGGAUCGUGAUCGGGAUCAGUAUCGACCACCGAUCAGCACGGCUGUGGAUCACUAUCGGGGUCCCUCGGGUCCAUCAAGCGGCUCUUACGAACACCGACCGCCCUUCUCAGCGGAAUUCCAUGGCUCACACAGCUCCUCUUCCUCCUCGUCAUCGUAUGAGUUCUCCUCGCAUGGCUCUGGUAGCAGUUCGGGUUCUAGUUCCGGCUACUUUGGCCACACCCCGCCCAGCAGCUUUGGCGGGGACCAUCCCUAUGUAGAUCGCCAUGAUUCGCCACACUAUCGACCCGGAAGACCUGAUCGAUGGGAGACUCUGCCUAGUAGCUCCGGUUAUGAUAGCUCCGCUUAUAGACCACCACGCCCGGAAACCGAUCGCAUUGACAAGUACCGGCCUCCUUACAGGCCGGGUCCGGAUUUCUCGCCCUACCGCCCACCGAGUCGACCGUCUCACAAUUAUCUGGACCGCGACGGAGCAGGUUCGCCAGGAGCACCUGGUCCCUAUAAGAAGCCCAAUAAGUUUGUUCCAUACCUGAUCGGUGGAGAGGAUAAUUGGGGACAUUACGGCGGAAGUUACGGCGGCAGCAGCAAGCACUCCUCCUCGUCGUCCUCCUCCUAUUGGGGACUAAGUGAGUCGCAACGUCGCAAGGACCAGCAGGACUUUAAUUACUUCCAGCUUGGAGGACCCCAUCGCGAUUCUAACUCAGUGCUUAGUUAUCCGGGAUCUGGCUAUGAAGAUGAUUAUCCCAGACGCCGCAAUGACUAUCGCCAGCAGUGGACUAGGAGACCAGGGCCGGAUGAAUGCUCGGCCAAGACCAGUGAGGGCUUCCGUUUGCACAAAACCGCCGUAAAACACGCCUACAAUGUGCCCACUUUGACGGAAUGCGAAAGACUCUGCUCGGAUCAGCGUCCCAGCUUUAUUUGCCAAACGUUUAGUUACCGGUACAACCAGGCGGGACGGGACAACUGCAUGCUGUGCGAUAGGCCCAUUAAUAUGCUGGACUACUACGUGGACAUAGAGCCCGAUCGCGACUACGACAUCUACUCCAUGGCGGACGACAUGGAUGUGUGCCGGCAGCCACCACGUCGCCAUGAUACGGGACCUACCACCGCCCUCUCGGAUCCUAGAAAUGCGCAAUGCUUUUUCCGUGCUAUCGAUGCCACACGGUUCUUCAAGUCCAUUGUGCGCGACUCCCUGACCGUGCGAUCCGUGGGCGAAUGCGAGAUGGAGUGUAUCCGGUCUACGAAGUUCACCUGUCGGGCCUUUGCCUUCCGUUAUGGACAACAGAGACAUGCUGGAGUUAUCGACAAUUGCCAGCUGAGCGAUUGGCCAGUGCGGGAUAUGGACAAGGAGCGUCAUCUUAUUCUGGAUGCCGCUUUUGAUAUAUUUGAAAGAGCCAGCUAUGGCCAUGGCUGUGAAAUCCAGCCCAUAGUGGAUGAAAAGCACAAGAAACUUUGCUAUUUGGGUUAUGGAUCACCCGCUAGAUUACUUCCUCCGGCCAUCAAAAAAGUGAUAUCUGUGCCCUCGGAAAUGGCCUGCAAGAAGGAGUGUGUUCGUUUCCGGGAAACAACUCCCUUCAAGUGUUUUGCCUUCAGUUAUGGCUCCCGUGCCAGUUCCUUUAAUUGCGAGCUCUCAGAUCUGGAUCAGACAGAACUUAAACUGGAUGUCCACUAUACACACACCAAGGACCGUGACUUCUGGCUGUUUGCCUGGAAUCCUUUCGACUGGACCUGCCGGGACAAGGUCAACACCAUUGGGGGAUCGCGGGUCAAUAAUGACCGGCGCAUGGAUAUCUUCCGGGAACCGGGCGACGUGGCCUGGCGCCACUACACCGUUUCCGGCAAGCCCUGCCGCCGAAGCAGCCCCUGUGAGAAGAAUCUGGUCACGGGCUUCUACUCUUGCGAGACGGAUGGAGCCGAGGUCGGAUCCUGGGAUUACUGCUGCAAGGCGGAUCAUCCCUGCGGCUACAGUCGGGGCUUUGAUUAUCCGUGGUGCUUUGUUGGCGAUGAGCCAGAUCAGUGGCGCAAGUGCAGUGAUCGUUACUUCCCCGGAAAGAACAGCACACAGCCCGGACCUGGGCACAGCCACACUCACUCCCAUUUGGCUCAGCCCAGUGGCAAGGAGAAGCAGAAGCAUCCACAGCCAGCAACGGCGGCCAGUAAUGAGUACAGCCAACAUCCUCCGAGGCCCGGAGGACUCCAGAGCCUCAGCGACUUUGCCGCCGCCCGUCUGUGGCCCGUGACCUACCUGUACAGUGAGGGCCCACCCAAUGCCACCGAGUUCAGCAACUUUGUCGACUGCAACAAGGAGUCGUGCUAGUAGUACGCUAAUAUUUGUAGAUCCAUAGACCUUUAAGAAUUACGUAUAUAAUAUACAUAUGUACAAUAGCAGCCACGAACCCCGAAAAAAAUCCCAAGCAGAUGUACUCGAGCGGCAUUGUUUUGUGAUCAUCAUUGAGAUUGGAUAAACCAUUGUCAUCAUUGAAUCAAGCAAACCCAAUUAACUUAUUAACUUAACUCCCCCGAAUGCCGGCUGCAUGGAUCUUAAUGACAGCUUGCGUGCAGGCAUUUUUUCUACCUAUAAGCUGAAUUGUAUGUAUUAUUAAUAAAAUUAGUUUGUACG
Drosophila ananassae is the source of this 5751-nucleotide messenger RNA. RefSeq lists its product as uncharacterized. The transcript has 10 exons. NCBI's taxonomy places the organism in Eukaryota, Metazoa, Arthropoda, Insecta, Diptera, Drosophilidae. The record is from RefSeq and is a predicted model, not a curated record. The coding region runs from base 1327 to 5448 and encodes 1373 amino acids.